AUCUUAAUCUUUGGAUUUUUCUAGAAACUGUUGCUUGAGGUUAUCUAAGAAAUUCAAAAGAAAAAUGGUUAGUAAACGAACCUAGACCUAAGGAGGGGAAAGUGGAUUGAAAAUUCAAGAAAUUCUCCCUAUCUUGUUGGUUUGGCCGACUUGUUCAAGGGGCUAGGUAUGUGUUAAUCUCUUCUAUAAAUAGGACCUUAGAGUGAAUCAUGAAUAAAAAAAAUCCUAGUAGCUGCUUCCCUCACUAAAAAGUUCACUUGAGACUCAUCAACCUCAAGUGCCCUACUCUCUCUUUUUGGCCGCAACCUUCCCUCACCCUUGGUAGUUCGUUAGCAACUUUCUCUUUUCUCCAAAGUUCGAGCUCUGGUGCUACAAAUCAGCAGCAGUCAUUUGCAUUUGAAGAGGAACCGCGAGAGCGAGGGGGGCGAUAUGGCUGCCACGGUGAAACAAAUGGCGGCGAUUGUCUCCAUGCUUGGCGUUGUUUCUUUCAUUCUGGGGAUCGUUGCUGGGCGCAAGAACCUUGUAGGUAGAACACCAAUACUUCUUUAUGAUGGUAUUGUGACCUGUAUGUGCCCACCUGUUAGUGUUGUAUUUGCGUAUCUGUCUGUAGCAUUUCUUAUUGCAUUCACAAAGUUUGGGUAUAUCUCUGUGUUUUACCCUUAUAAAGGAAAGUCUGUCCCACAUAGUGAAAUGUUUAAACACAGCACUUUCACAACAUUCUUCCACAUUGCCUUUUUUUCCUCUGGAGUAGCUUCAUAUGUGUUGUUAAGGUCAACAUUGAUCACCGGAGGCGAACUGGCUCACCUGACAAUCAAUAUACACAAUGGUCCCAUCUAUGAAUGCCCUACAGCUAAAAUUGAUAUCCUUGAAGUUGGUGCAGUUUUAUCCCUUCUUUCAUCUAUGCUUUGGUUGGUUGCCCUCAUGUUAGCUGGCAAUGCUCGAGAAGAAUUUUUUGGUAAAGCUACUUUGAAGCCUUAUGAUAAUGCAGUAGUAGUGAAUUGUUGCAAUGGUAAAUUAUUUUUGUUAGGUCUGGCUUGAUUGGGUCUCAUUUUAGUUGGUAGUUGUUUGGUGUUAGAUCUGGAUUUUUAGUUCUUGGGAAUGUUUGUUGGGGUUUUGUAACUGCAUUAUGCUGGUGGUUUAGUUUUUUUUUUGGGUUACAAAGGAAAAUACUGUUUUUUUAUAGACAAUUGAAUAUAUAUAUUGAAAUGAAGCACAAGGGACGCUUCAACCCAAUACAAGAAGAAAUAAAAAAGAAAAGAU
Molecule: messenger RNA, 1260 nt
Organism: Lotus japonicus
Lineage: Eukaryota; Viridiplantae; Streptophyta; Magnoliopsida; Fabales; Fabaceae
Exons: 2
Coding region: 430-1038 (202 amino acids)
Source: RefSeq, a predicted model, not a curated record